AUGGCUAGUUCUAAGAUCACACCGGUCACUGAGUGGCCAGACUAUUCUGUCGACCCGACCGGUGGUGAUCCUUUCACCAAGGAUUUGAAUGCACCAUAUGAUAAGGCAAUAUGCACGAUCCUUUGUUGGCAGAUUACACCCGCCAUCGGCUUCCUGUAUGCGGGUAUGCAUCGCCGAAAGGCUGCCUUGACAAUGGUCCUGCAGUCUCUCUUCUGCGCCUGCGCGGUCGGUAUCCAGUAUUGGAUCUACGGUUAUUCUCUUUACCAAAGUCGUACUACAAACCCGAUCCUCGGUGAUCUUUCACUGGCGGCUUUCCGCAACGUCCUUGCUCAGCCGUCGCUCGCGAAUGGCGAUAUCCCUGAGCUUCUCUAUGCCGUCUUUGGUGUUACUUUCGUGACAGCAACUGCCAUGAUCUUGGCUGGAGCUAUGUUGGAGAGAGGCAGACUUUGGCCUAGCAUGGUCUUCCUUCUCUGCUGGACGACAUUUGUAUACUACAUCCUAGCAUACUGGGAAUGGAACCCAAGCGGAUGGCUCUACAAACUCGGCCUCUACGAUUUCGCCGGCUCAGGACCCGUUCAUAUCGCGAGUGGCUUUGGAGCCCUUGCUUGGUCAAUGAUGCUAGGUCCUCGAAUCCCCGAUGCCACUGUUACCGACCGAAAGAAAGCCGUGCAUUACAAACCUCACAACCCGUUGCUUAUGUGCUUCGGCACUGUGCUUAUCUGGUUUGGCUGGUUCGCCUUUAACGGCGGUAGCACAGCCAACCUCAGUCUUCGAUCGAUCUAUGUUGUUGUCAAUACGAACAUGUCAGCAUGUGCUGGUGGUUUCGGCUGGGUUCUCCUAGGAUACCUGCACACACGCAAGUUUAGUCUUGUUGGAUUCUGCUCUGGAAUCAUCGCGGGACUUGUUGAUAUCACGCCUUGCGCAGGUUACACACCCAUCUACGUGGCACCAGUUAUUGGUCUGGUUACUACUGUCGGCUGCUUCUACACUGUCAAGUACAAGUACCUCCUUUCGAUCGAUGAUGGUCUGGAUAUCUUUGCCAUCCAUGGAAUUGGAGGGUUCAUCGGCGAUAUCUUGACAGGUCUCUUCGCAGCCAAGUUUGUCCCCGCCCUGGACGGAGUAUCUGGAGAUUCAUAUGCUGGAGGAUGGUGGGAUGGCAACUACAAGCAGAUGGGACUGCAAUUGGCUGGUGCUACUACUUGUGCGGCCUGGUCCUUUGUCAUCUCCUGCUUGCUUCUCUUCGUCAUUAACAAGAUCCCUGGGCUGCAUCUUAGAGCCAGUGAGGAGCAUGAGAUCCGAGGUCUCGAUUUCAAGUACCUCAGCGAUGUUGAAUGGGAGGACCACUACAUGAAUGGCGGCAUUACCCCCUUUAUGGAAGGUACACCAGUCAGGGCUGUAACACCUCAGGAAGUCGUUGAACCGAAGAAUGAAGAGAGGAAGAUGGAUUAG
Molecule: messenger RNA, 1449 nt
Organism: Fusarium graminearum PH-1
Lineage: Eukaryota; Fungi; Ascomycota; Sordariomycetes; Hypocreales; Nectriaceae
Exons: 4
Coding region: 1-1449 (482 amino acids)
Biological process (GO): ammonium transmembrane transport
Cellular component (GO): plasma membrane
Molecular function (GO): ammonium channel activity
Source: RefSeq, a predicted model, not a curated record